Euleptes europaea (tarantolino) is the source of this 1461-nucleotide messenger RNA. RefSeq names its product b(0,+)-type amino acid transporter 1-like. The coding region runs from base 1 to 1461 and encodes 486 amino acids. Gene Ontology annotation, cellular component: membrane. NCBI's taxonomy places the organism in Eukaryota, Metazoa, Chordata, Lepidosauria, Squamata, Sphaerodactylidae. Gene Ontology annotation, molecular function: L-amino acid transmembrane transporter activity. The record is from RefSeq and is a predicted model, not a curated record. The transcript is spliced from 6 exons. Gene Ontology annotation, biological process: amino acid transmembrane transport.
AUGAGGCGAAAGGGACGAGGCGAAGAAGCGGCCGGUUCAGCGGCUCAGCAAAGCGACACGGCCGAAACGAAGCUGAGCCUGAAGCGGGAGAUUGGGCUGACCAGUGCCGUGUCACUAAUUGCGGGGACUAUGAUCGGGUCAGGUAUUUUCAUGUCUCCCGAGUGGGUACUGCGUAACAUCGGUAGCCCUGCCGGUAGCCUCAUCAUUUGGGCCGCCUGCGGCCUUCUGGCCACCUUCGGGGCGCUGUCGUAUGCUGAGCUGGGAACGAUAAUUAAAGAGUCCGGCGGAGAAUAUAUUUACAUUCUGAGGAAUUUUGGCUCUCUCCCUGCCUUUCUUUUUGCGUAUACGUCCGUCAUCGUGGUGAGGCCCGCGGGAGUGGCGGCCAUCUCACUGAGCUUUGCCGAAUACGCCGUGGCUCCCUUUUAUCCAGGGUGUGCCUCGCCUCCAGCGGCGGUCAAGUGCACCGCCGCCGCCUGCAUCCUCCUCCUCACUUUGGUCAACUGUCUUAGCGUGAGGCUGGCCACUUCCGUUAUGAACAUUUUUACGGGCGCCAAGCUCUUAGCGCUCCUGAUCAUUGUUGUGGGAGGGGUGGUGUUGCUGGCGAAUGGGCAGACGCAAACUUUUCAGAAUGCCUUUCACAACACAAAGUAUGGGGCUGGAGCGAUUGGGAUUGCUUUUUAUCAGGGACUGUGGUCGUACGAUGGAUGGAACAACCUGAAUUACGUGACGGAGGAAAUUAAAAAGCCUGAAGUAUACCUGCCUAGGGCAAUGAUGAUUGCUAUUCCCUUGGUUACAUGUUUUUAUUUGCUGGUAAACAUGAGUUACUUUGCAGCCAUGACUCCGAGUGAACUUCUGUCUUCGGGAGCCGUGGCCAUUACCUGGGGGAACAAAGUCCUGGGUAACUCGGCAUGGCUGAUCUCACUGUCAGUUGCACUGUCUACAUUUGGGGCAGCACAUGGAACGCUCUUCGGUGGAGGUCGCUUGGGCUACAUUGCAGCAAGGGAGGGCCACAUGCCAAACAUCUUAUCAAUGGCGCAUGUACGACGCCUCACCCCUUCUCCGGCUCUCAUAUUUACAUCAGCAGUGUCUUUAAUUAUGAUUAUACCUGGAAGUUUCAGCCACAUAGUGAACCUUUUCAGUUUCACAGCUUGGCUUUUCUAUGGUAUAACUAUAGCGGGACUCCUGUAUUUAAAGAUUAAGAAACCAGAACUGCCAAGAUCUUACAGGGUACCCAUCAUCAUCCCAAUAGUUGUGUUGAUGACAUCUGUCUACCUUGUGUUGGCGCCUAUCAUUGACCAACCUCAGACUGAGUUCCUCUAUGUCAUCCUCUUCAUUUUCAGUGGGGUCAUCUUUUAUUUCCCCUUGGUGCGCUACCAGCAUCAUCCUGCCUUCUUAGGAAGAUUCACUUUGCAUCUGCAGCUGCUUCUGGAAGUUGCCACAGCUGAAAAGAAUGUGAACUGA